Molecule: messenger RNA, 1078 nt
Organism: Elgaria multicarinata webbii
Lineage: Eukaryota; Metazoa; Chordata; Lepidosauria; Squamata; Anguidae
Gene: CMSS1
Product: cms1 ribosomal small subunit homolog
Exons: 10
Coding region: 75-935 (286 amino acids)
Cellular component (GO): nucleus; 90S preribosome
Source: RefSeq, a predicted model, not a curated record
CAGUGGCGUCCUUGGAGUCGCCACGGUUGCUCCUCCUCCCGCAGAGGCGGCGUGGCCUGCAUUGAAUCCGCAGCAUGGGGGACACGUUGGAUGAACCGUGGUGGGAACCACGUGAAGGGAGCAACAACAGUCCAGAGCCUUCUGGUGAUGAGUCCUUGGAAGAAGAUGCUAGCACAAGCAAAACAAUUCAGCAACGUCCCAAUCCAAAGCUUGUGUCUUCACAGAAAAGAAAACAGCCUACAGAAUGCAUCCUCCCUGCAGAGAGAGAGGAGCCUAAGGAUAAAAAGGAACCUGAAGUGAAACCAAAGAGGAAAAGAAAGAAGAAAAUUUCUGAUUUUCUUGCAAAAUCAUCUCCAAAACCAGGAACCCCUGCAGACUUACAGAAACUGCUCAAUGAACAUUUUGGUGCUAAACGUUCGGUGAUUGAACUAGAAGAAUUAAAAUUACCAGAUGCCUGUUUCCUCCCCGCCAAUGACCUCACCCACAGUUUUUCUUCCUAUCUGAAAGAGAUCUGCCCCAAGUGGGCGAAGCUCCGUAAAAACCACACAGAGAAGUCGUCAGUGGUGAUGCUGAUAAUCUGCAGCUCUGCCCUCCGCUGUCUGGAACUCAUCAAGUCAAUGACAGCAUUUAAAGGAGAUGGGAAAAUUAUUAAAUUGUUUGCAAAACACAUAAAGAUACAAGAACAGGUGAAGAUGCUGGAAAAAGGUGUUGUCCAUGUUGGUGUUGGAACACCUGGAAGGAUAAAAGCACUCAUAGAGCAAGAUGGCCUUUGCCUGACACCCUUGAAGUAUCUCGUCUUAGACUGGAAUUGGAGAGAUCAGAAGUUAAGAAGACUAGUUGACAUCCCUGAGAUAAGGAAAGAAACCAUUGAACUUCUGGAACUGGGGCUGAUCAGACUGUGCAGAGAGAGCUCUGUAAAGUUGGGUCUCUUUUAAUGAUCAUUUUCGAAGCCGAAUUCAACUCCUUCUCCAGUCUGCUGCUUUUCCAUUUUGAAAUGCCCAGAGCAGAAAUAAAUGUUGGGUCUUUUUGUCAUGUCAAUUCUUUUCUAAUAAAGUACCCUUUUGCACUGUGUCCUCUA